CGGCGGAAAAUCACUGGAGGACUGAGGUUACAACGACCGACUGGAUCGGCAAACCAGAGUAUGUCUCCCGAGGCAGAAGGAAGCGAGCAAGCGCCUGUCCGCCGUCUGCAAGCAGAUGUUCGCGAGAAACCACAGAGACGCACCGCACGGGAUGAACCGGCAUUACGUCCUUCAACAUUGAGCAAGUUGGUAGUGGGUAUCUGGGAGCAAAUAUUCAGCAGCAUGAGUUUCGACAUCAGUGUUGUGACGAGUGAAUGGCGCACAGCCGGAUUUCAGGGUCGAUCACUUAUAACGGACAUGGCUCAAGACGGCCAGCCACCCAGUGCGGUACAAGUGCCGCCAGCAACAGCACCAGAAAGGACGUUCACCCGGAUGAACUUGUUGUGUCGAAAAAUCAGUCAAGCCAGUAGAUGCUCACGAGCACUCGAGGUUGUGGUUCAGGCUUCAUGGAUCGAGCAUUUUGACCGGCAGGUGCAAGAGAUUGGUAAGGAGAACCCCCAACUAUCGGCUACGAAAGCAAGGAUGAAAGCACUUGCGCAAGCGUGUUCUGAGAUUGGUUGGAGUGAGAAAGAAAUACGCAACAAGAUGGCGAUAUGGCGUGGCUACAAGGAAAUCAAAGACCAUGGAGGAUGGGCUUGUCUGGUCUUUGCAGGAAUGGGCAUCUACAGAUUUUGCAAAUAUCGCAUCGGCUUCGACCCAGAGUCUAUGGCACACCUCAGGCGGACACGCGCCAGAUUCGAGGUGGCUGCUGAUACACUGCACCCAUACUGGCGAGACUUGCUAGCAAUUGUCGGCGCCAACUCCUCCCGCGUCUACACCGGCCACCCCCACGACUGGGUCGUCUCAGACCACGAUGACCCAGUGCCUCUGAAACAAACUUACCUCCAAUACGACCCGCAGUUCUCCUUUACACAUCUCGACUCCUCCAUCGUCGACCCCUACGCCUUUGGCGCCAACGACCCGCGCCAAAUCGCCAUAAACUCUCAACAAGCAGCUCACAUCUGCACCGUAUGCGGCGAAAAGCAAUCAGAAGACGCCACAGAAAGCACCUGUCGCUGUUUCCCGAAUCUGUUCGGAAGCGACCAUUUACCCAUGUCACCUGUUCAGAUUUUCCGCACCAAGAACGGUCGCAACAAUGGUCUCAUGGCUUGCUGCCCCUUCGAACGCGGCGUCGCAAUUGGAGAAUUCACAGGCCUCAUUACCAAAGGACUCGAAGGCAUGGAUGUCAUGCAAGCUGAAGCCGAACAACGCUAUCAAAUCUAUCAAGGACGAGAAGGCAACUACACCCGAUUUGUGAACCACUCUUGCCGACCGAAUUCGCAAUUUCAGCGCUUUGUGUGGUUGGGCUGUCAACGCAUUAUUUUAGUGAGUAGGGGUAUUGAGGCCGGCCAGGAGAUCACGGUCGAUUACUCGGAUGCUUAUUGGAGGAAUUUGCCAAAAACUUGUUUGUGUCAGGAGAGUUGUUGUAGGUUCAAGGAC
Aureobasidium namibiae CBS 147.97 is the source of this 1479-nucleotide messenger RNA. Its product is annotated as SET domain-containing protein. The annotation marks the transcript as partial. Lineage: Eukaryota; Fungi; Ascomycota; Dothideomycetes; Dothideales; Saccotheciaceae. Gene Ontology annotation, molecular function: protein binding. The record is from RefSeq and is a predicted model, not a curated record. The transcript is spliced from 3 exons.